AUGGAGGUUUAUCUCCAGUACCAACGGGUUCGAAAAUCCGUGCAACAGCACUUAGCAAAGCUGAAAGACGAUUGCAGCUGUCCGAGCUACUCUGUCAACGCCAAUCAUGGUCCUGACUGCAAACUGAGCGACUAUCAUAGUAGCCUGAAGAAUUUGCCUGCCGGAUCGACGACCCCUGACGCUGCGAUUCUUGUAGGCUGGGAAGGGGAAAAUGAUCCCUUAAAUUCUGCAAACCUGUGCACCUCACGGAAGCUCUUCAUGACUUUCUUGGUAUCAUUGAUAGCAGUUGCUGUGACUGCCGCCUCGGCGAUUGAUGCUUGUGGUGUCAGGGAAUAUAGAGCAUACUUCCAGGUAUCGGAAGUUGUCGGGUCUCUAGCUACAGGCCAGUUCCUUAUCGGUUUGCAUUCGGUUCCCUUCUCUCCGGCCCUUUCUCUGAAACAUGCGGGCGUAAUGCCAUUUAUUCCACAACAAUGCUCCUUUUUCUUGAUCUUCGUCAUGCCACCAGGACUAGCUCCAAACCUCCAUAGUCACCUUAUCUUUCGUUUCUUUGCCGGCCUCUUCGCUUCCACCCCGUUAAUCUGCGCUGGUGGCACGGUUGCUGACUUAUGGAAUCCGCUGGAAAAAACCUAUGCUUUUCCUGUUUACGCUAUACCUGCAUUUGACGGGCCCAUUAUCGGCCAGUUUUGGGAGCUAUAUUUCAGUCACACUAGGCUGGCGCUGGCUAGACCUGAGACAUAUGGCAACCUUAUCCUCUACUGGAAGGCUUCCAUCCUUCGAAAAGAGACCGGUCAUGAGAGAUACAGAGCUCCCAUUGAGAUCAAUCAAAAGAGCCUCAGUCAGCGAUUGAAGACCUCUGUGUACCGGCCACUUGCGAUGUUUUACUCGGAACUAAUCAUCAUCCUGAUGUCGCUCUAUCUGACGAUUAUCUAUAUUGUCCUUUAUACCUUUCUUGAGGGGUAUACCUGUAUUUUUGGCGAUGCAUAUGGCCUCUCCGAAGGACUGACCAACCUUUGCUGGGCUAGUAUGCUCAUUGGGACCUUGCUAGUCAGCGGCGUGGUGCCGGUGGUUUAUAGCUUGACUGCGAAGGCCUAUGCUCGAGAUAAGUCCACUAUUGCACCUGAGAUGAGACUCUGGUACAUGAUGCUUGGUGGCGCAGUAGCAGUGCCGAUUAGUUUGUUUUGGAUGGGAUGGACAAGCAAUCCAAGUAUCUCAAUAUGGUCCCCUUUGAUUGUCCCCGUCUUCUUCGGCUACGGUAUCACCACCAUCUUCAUCGUUGCAUACUUGUAUCUCAUCGGUUCCUACGACACAUAUUCUGCAUUCGCUCUGGGAUUCCCCGUGUUCACGCAAUAUGUAAUGGCGGGAGGCGUAACUGUUGCUGGGGGUCCGAUCUAUGAGGCUCUUAGCGUGCAGUAUACCCUCACCAUUCUGGGGUCUAUCAGUGCAGUUAUGGCGUUGGUGCCUUAUUUGCUUUACUUCUUUGGGCCUAUCACCAGCAAAAAGAGCAAAUAUGCCUUGAAUGUUGACACUGAGUAA
Messenger RNA from Aspergillus eucalypticola CBS 122712, 1533 nucleotides. RefSeq names its product C6 transcription factor. NCBI's taxonomy places the organism in Eukaryota, Fungi, Ascomycota, Eurotiomycetes, Eurotiales, Aspergillaceae. Gene Ontology annotation, molecular function: transmembrane transporter activity. The coding region runs from base 1 to 1533 and encodes 510 amino acids. The transcript has 5 exons. The record is from RefSeq and is a predicted model, not a curated record. Gene Ontology annotation, biological process: transmembrane transport.